This is a messenger RNA of Anopheles moucheti, 2016 nucleotides long. RefSeq names its product glucose-induced degradation protein 8 homolog (gene Hou). Gene Ontology annotation, biological process: proteasome-mediated ubiquitin-dependent protein catabolic process. Gene Ontology annotation, molecular function: protein binding. Gene Ontology annotation, cellular component: nucleus; cytoplasm. The coding region runs from base 300 to 986 and encodes 228 amino acids. The record is from RefSeq and is a predicted model, not a curated record. The transcript is spliced from 3 exons. NCBI's taxonomy places the organism in Eukaryota, Metazoa, Arthropoda, Insecta, Diptera, Culicidae.
AAGGACCCAACAGACCCCACAACCACGAAUUACCGUAGCAUAAUCACCCCGCGCUGAAAGUAAACGAAGAAAAAGAAGAAGAACACAGUGCAGAAGCAAACAACAAAAAGGGCGACGCAGAAAAGAGAAACUUUCGCACUCGCAUUUGAGAACAGAGGAAGAAUAGAACGAUUUUUAAGCGUGUAUUAUUGUUGUACAGAAGUGGAAAAACGUUGUGUUGCGCUGUCGUGCGUGUGAAACGUGCCGUUCAAGUGUGCUUUCCAAAAGGGUCGAAAAACCAAUACGACCCCGAUUCUGCGAUGAGCUGUAACGACAAGAACGAUGGUAUCUCGAAGGAGGAAUGGCAAAGCCGUCUCGAAACAUUUCCAUUCAAGCAGGACGAUAUUAACAAAUUGAUUAUGAACUACCUGGUUACUGAGGGAUUUAAAGAGGCGGCAGAAAAGUUUCAAGCGGAAUCCGGUGUUGUACCUUCGGUGGAUCUGAACUCGUUGGAUAACAGGAUAUUGAUACGGGAAGCGGUCCAGAAUGGUUUCAUACAGGAGGCGACCCACCUGGUCAACCAGUUGCAUCCGGAACUGCUCGAUAAUGAUCGCUAUCUAUAUUUCCAUCUUCAGCAGCUUCAUCUGAUCGAGCUUAUCCGUGCCGGAAAGAUUGAAGAAGCGCUUACGUUCGCUCAGACGCAAAUCUCCGAAGCGGGCGAAAGUAACCCGGAAGUGUUAAACGAACUCGAGCGCACACUUGCGCUGCUCGCGUUCGAGAAACCCCAGCACAGCCCGUUCGCGGACCUACUCGAUCAUACCCACCGUCAGAAGGUGGCCAGCGAGCUGAACGCGGCAAUCCUCAAGACUGAACAGCAGGAACAGUCGAGCCCACGCAUGAUCAACAUCCUCAAGCUAAUACUGUGGGCACAGACCGAGCUGGACAAAAAGAACGUCAAGUACCCGAAGAUGAUGGAUUUAGCCUCGGGCACUAUCGAGCCAAAGUAGAGUCAGCAAAUUAAGGCAUUGUCCAAGAACGGAUACGCGUGUUUGUGUGUUUGAUAUGUACAUGUGUGUGAUCGAAAUAUGUAUGUGAGAGGGUGAAGGAAGGAAGCGGACGAUGUCUAGUUAGUUUAGUACGAAGCUUUGAAGCACGAAUGUUGGCCCUGGGCUGAUUUAGUUGGAUAGAGAAGGAAGUAACAGGAAAUGUCUAUAUCUUAAAGAUGGAAGCGUGGAGCCACUUCUCAUAGUAGUGCAGAUAAUCACAACGGCUUAACAACACGACGCACUUUGCGCCAAAAUCUGCUAAAAACCCCGGGCCCACCACCAUAAGGACUGACACGGAAAUGGCAAAUGGGUAAAUCAGAAAACUUUCAAAAUGGCCUGUUCGGCCGUUAAAAAAGCUGUACACUCUUUUCCCGAUUAAAGAAUAUUUCAAAAUUUUAUCAGUUCAGUAAUCGUUUGUGAUUCAGUGUUUUAUUUGUAAUGAAGCAUACCUGUUAAACAGCAUCAAUGUUGAUAUGGAAAAGAUUUUGGUCACUUCACAUCAAAUAAUAUAUAUUUUAGAAUUCCAAAUAAAUACGUUUGUCAAAUUAUAUAUCGUAACAUGAAAAUAAGUAUAUACGAAAUAUAAACGAUGUUGUAAAGGGAAUUCGACUUACGCGAUAAAUUGAAUUAGGCAAAUUUCUUUGGCAACUCGGGAAAAGACUUACGUUCAAUUGCGUUUCGAUUCGCUACAUGCAAAAAGUUGCAUAUUAAAAAUCAAGUGUCACAUACUUAAAAGAAUAGGACGCGGAAAGGAUAUAUGUUGCUUGCUCUCAUUUAGUAUGUGGUAAAGUCUCUUUUUGGUGACCAACUGCAUUAUUCCCAGCUUAUGUUUAAACUAGUACGGCACAGAAAUGAAAUUUAUCAAUGAGUUUACUUCCUUAUUAGCAAUUCAUAGCAUUAUAAUAAAGAAAUAUAUGUUUGCUUGAAUAAUAUUCGUUUGUAAUGGAUUUAAUCUGGCCCAGCUCAGAACAAUAAAAUGCUAAAAGUACCU